AAAUCUCUGCUUCUUUCCUUUUGUAGGUUUUCUCCAAAAUCUUCAGCCACGAGGCACUGGAGAGCUAUCUCCCCAAGAUCCAGCUGGUGAUCAAAGACACCCUUCGGGCCUGGAGUAGCAACCCUGAGUCCAUCAACGUCUACCACGAGACCCAGAAGCUCACCUUCCGCAUGGCCAUCCGUGUCCUGCUGGGCUUCCGCAUCCCUGAUGAGGAGCUCAACCGUCUCUUCGAGGUCUACCAGCAGUUCGUGGAGAAUGUCUUCUCCUUGCCUGUGGAUCUGCCCUUCAGUGGCUACAGGAGGGGCAUCCGAGCACGUGAGACGCUGCAGAAGGGGCUGGAGAAAGCCAUCCAGGAGAAACUGCAAAACACACAGGGCAAGGACUAUGCCGAUGCAUUGGACAUCCUGAUAGAGAGCGGCAAAGAGCACGGCAAGGAGCUCACCAUGCAGGAGCUGAAGGAUGGCACCUUGGAGCUCAUCUUUGCUGCCUACGCCACCACAGCCAGCGCCAGCACCUCUCUGAUCAUGCAACUCCUCAAACACCCUCGUGUCCUGGAGAAGAUGCGGGAGGAGCUGCGCAGCAAGGGCAUCCUCCACAACGGCUGCAUCUGCGAGGGCUCCCUCCGCCUCGAGAACAUCAGCAGCCUCCACUACCUGGACUGCGUCAUCAAGGAGGUCCUUCGCCUCUUCACUCCCAUCUCCGGGGGGUACCGGACGGUGCUGCAAACCUUCGAGCUGGACGGUUUCCAGAUCCCCAAAGGCUGGAGUGUCAUGUACAGCAUCCGGGACACCCAUGACACCGCCCCCGUCUUCAAGGACGUGGAUGUCUUUGACCCCGACCGCUUUGGGCAGGGUCGAAGUGAAGACAAGGAUGGCAGGUUCCACUACCUCCCCUUUGGAGGAGGCGUACGGACCUGUCUGGGCAAGCACCUGGCCAAGCUCUUCCUCAAGGCGUUGGCCAUCGAGUUGGCUAGCACCAGCCGCUUCGAGCUUGCUACCAGGACUUUCCCCAAAAUCACCUUAGUGCCCGUGGUCCACCCGAUCGACGGACUCAAGGUCAAAUUUUUUGGACUGGAUUCCAACCAGAACGAGAUCCUGACGGGGACAGAUGCCAUGCUGGGGGCGACGGUGUAAAGCCCACAC
Molecule: messenger RNA, 1142 nt
Organism: Pterocles gutturalis (yellow-throated sandgrouse)
Lineage: Eukaryota; Metazoa; Chordata; Aves; Pterocliformes; Pteroclidae
Product: cytochrome P450 26B1
Exons: 4
Biological process (GO): sterol metabolic process
Molecular function (GO): oxidoreductase activity, acting on paired donors, with incorporation or reduction of molecular oxygen; heme binding; iron ion binding
Source: RefSeq, a predicted model, not a curated record